Messenger RNA from Pollicipes pollicipes, 4036 nucleotides. Its product is annotated as putative chitinase 10. The transcript has 20 exons. The record is from RefSeq and is a predicted model, not a curated record. Gene Ontology annotation, cellular component: extracellular region. Gene Ontology annotation, molecular function: chitinase activity; chitin binding. Lineage: Eukaryota; Metazoa; Arthropoda; Thecostraca; Pollicipedomorpha; Pollicipedidae. Gene Ontology annotation, biological process: chitin catabolic process; carbohydrate metabolic process. Bases 78 to 3503 code for a protein of 1141 amino acids.
AGGCGCCGGUGGAGGCCGCGAACGGACCGCACUGGCGGCGAGCUCCUGACGACCCGGGCGCGGCGAGCAGACCAAUCAUGGAGGUUACAAGAGCUCUGUGGUGUUUUUUACUGGUUGCCGUUCUGGUGGCAUCGCUGGCGUCUGCUGACGAAGCAGCGCCAAGACGCCGGCGUCUUCGUCCCCGCAAGCGAGUGUCGCAGACUCAAGUUGUCGCUUUGGAUCAGGACGCUUCUACAGAGGGCACACCGGCUGAGCCGCCGGCGGCGGCCAGCGCGUCCCCAGCCAGCAGGCCUUCAAGAACAAGAAGUUCUGCCUCUGCCAGCGAACCUCAAUUGGUGGCCAAGCCGAGGCGCGUUGCAAAGCCCUCUCGGAGGCGAGGCACCGCCUCUUUCAGUGAGCCUUCGGCGGCGUCCAAGCCGAUACGCAUUGCCAGGCCGUCCAGGAGGAGGGGUACGGCCUCUGGCAAAGCGGCCGCCGCCGUGUCCCAGGCUCCCGUGACCGCCCAGCAGGAAGGCAUAGCCUCGGCGGCGGCAGCAGCUGCCCCCAAACCAGCGUCUAAGGUGGUGAUCCGCCCCACGUCGGGCGUCCCCAGCGGCCAGCGGCGUCGCCGGCGGAAGAAGGGCCGCUCCGGCGCCAGCUCGACGGCGCAGGUCGCCGUCCGCAAGGGGCCGCAGGUCGCCGCGGUCACGUUCUCGGCCCCGAAGCCCGUGCCCUCGGAGCCGGUCGGCAAGGCGGGACGGAAGAUUGUGUGCUACUAUACGAACUGGUCCCAGUAUAGACCAUCGGUGGGAAAAUACAUGCCGGAGAACAUUGACCCCUUCCUCUGCACGCACAUCGUGUUCGCCUUCUCUUCCAUGAAGAACAACCGCCUUUCCCCCUUCGAGCACAACGAUAUCUCCAAGGACGGCAAGGUCGGCCUCUACGAGCAGGUCACCAACCUCAAGAAGAUCAACCCCAAGCUGAAGGUCCUGCUGGCUAUCGGCGGCUGGUCAUUCGGCACCAAGAAGUUCAAGGACAUGAGUAGCAACCGCUACAACCGCCGGACGUUUGUGUACAGCGUCGCCCCGUACCUCCGAGAGAGGAACUUCGACGGCCUCGAUCUGGACUGGGAAUACCCUAAGGGUUCGAGUGACAAGACCAACUUUGCGGAACUCUGCAGAGAGCUCCGCGAGGCGUUUGAGGAGGAGGCCCGGGACACGGGUGCCGAGCGGCUGCUGCUGACCGCGGCCGUCCCGGUGGGCCCCGACAGCGUCCGCGGCGGCUACGACGUCGCCAAGCUGGCUAGGCACCUGGACCUGUUCCACAUCAUGGCGUACGACUUCCACGGCAAGUGGGAGUCGCAGGUGGGCCACAACGCGCCGCUGAACGCGCCCUCCAGUGACUCGACCUACCGCCGUCAGCUGUCUGUUAACGCCUCCAUACACAUGUGGAUGUCCAUGGGUGCGCCCAAGCACAAGAUCGUGGUCGGGAUGCCCACCUAUGGACGGAGUUUCACUUUAGCGAACCCGGGCAACAACAAGGUCAACGCUCCUGCCCGAGGCGGUGGAUCAGCCGGCCGUUACACCAAGGAGGAGGGUUUCCUCGCGUACUACGAGAUCUGUGAGAAGCUGCACGGCGGCGCCAACUACAUCUGGGACGACGAGAUGUCGGUGCCGUACAUGAUCGACGGCAACCAGUGGGUGGGCUUCGACGACGAGCGUGCCAUCCGCCUCAAGAUGAACUUCAUCCAGGACAUGGACCUGGCCGGCGCCAUGGUCUGGUCGGUGGACAUGGACGACUUCGCGGCGGCCGCCUGCGGGGGUGCCGUCUACCCGCUCAUGACAGCCAUGCGCGAGGAGCUGCUGGAGGUGCCCCGGAGUGACAACAAGGCCGACAUCGACUGGUCCAAGGUGGCGAAACGUCAGCUGCCAGCAGCCGACGCUCCGUCGCCCCUCAUCUCGCAGCUCAGCAUCGCCGACAUCAUCGCCAUCCUGAAAGCGCAAGGCAUCACCCCGGGACUGGACUCGGUCCAGAAGCUGCUCACGAAGGUGUCAGGCAGCCGGGGGACCGUGAAGACCGCCACUCCGACCACUGCAGUGGCCGAAGUCAUCGAUGACAACCUGGCGCCGCCCAAGGUGUUUUGCUACGUGACCAGCUGGGCGCGGGACCGUGAGGGGCGCGGCCGGUUCUCGCCGGCCGACCUCGACCCCAAGCUCUGCACGCACGUGGUCUGGGCGUUUGGUGGGAUCCAGCAGGGCCGGAUCGAGCUGCCUUCCCAGGACCAGGACCGGCGGGACGACGACAGCGACUACCAGCAGCUGCUGCGCCUGCGCGACGCCAACCCCAACCUCAAGCUGCUGCUGGGCCUGGGCGGCUAUGCCGUGGAUCCAGCCACGUUCCAGGACCUCACCGCCAGCAGCUACCGUAUGAACACGUUCGUGUACGACGCCGUCGACGCCAUCCGCAAGGUGAAGCUGGACGGCGUGGACAUCCAUUGGGAGUACCCCAGUGGACACCAGGACCGGAGGGCGUACAGCAGCCUGCUGCAGGAGUUCAGGCUGGCUUUUGAUAGUGAGGCGUCGGCCACUAGGAAGCCGCGUCUUCUGCUGACCGCUGCGCUGCCAGCCAAUCCAGAUGCAAUCCAGGCCGGGUACGACAUUCCGGAGAUCUCGAAGUACCUGGACUUCCUGAACCUGAUGGCGUUUGAUUUCCACGGCGCCUGGGACGACGUGGUCGGUCACAAUGCCCCUCUGUACCCGAUGGAGAGCGCCUCCCGCGCCGAGAAGAAGCUCAGUGUGGACGGCGCUGCUCGGGAGCUGGUGAGGGAGGGCGCGCCUCCGGAGAAGAUACUGAUCGGCCUGGCCACCUACGGCCGCACCUACACCCUCCAGGACCCGGCCCUGUACGACAUCGGAGCACCGGUCGUUGACGCCGGCAAACAAGGCCGCUUCACCCAGGAGCCGGGCUUCGUCAGCCACUUCGAGGUGUGCGACUUCCUGGACAGCGAGAACACCACCCUGGUCUGGGACCACGAGCAGGAGGUGCCGUUCGCCUUCAGGGGAGACCAGUGGGUCGGCUUCGACGAUGAGCGCUCGCUGAUGCUGAAGGUGGACUGGCUGCGCGAGCUCGGCUUCGGCGGCGUGAUGCUGUGGGCGGCCGACCUGGACGAUUUCAGCGGCGCGUGCGGCAAUGGCCGGUACCCGCUCAUCGCUGCUGUCCAGGAGGCCCUCGACGGGUACCGGGUGCCGUACACCUACGACGGGGCGAGCGGUGCCGCUGCUGCCGCCGGCACUUCAGGGGCAGCUGCCGAUCCCAACGAGGUGGUGUGCGACAACGACGUCGGCGAGGUGACGUUCCACAGGGACGCCCUGGACUGCAAGCACUACUACCUGUGCCAGGGUAUCGUCCGUCACCACAUGCCCUGCCCCAGCGACCUGGUCUUCAACGAGGCAGAGUCGGUCUGCGACUGGCCGGAGAACGUGGAGGCCUGCUGGGCAUUCACCACUGCACCGCCGGCCAUCUGAGCUUGUGGUGCUGCCGCCUGUGCGAUGAGUGAUGCAAGUGCUGCCAUCUGUGGGCUUCCGGAGAAACUAACAGGCACCGAGCUGGUGCCAUGAGCCCGACGUGAGCGCUUCUCGGAAGAGGGGAGCGACACAUGCUGGGCCUGCCAUCUGUGCUUGACUUGAGCUAGUGGUCGUUGCUUCUACUGCCGGUAGGUUAUUGCAGCCAAAAGCAUGCGUGGUUCCCCUAAACGGCCCGUGGGAUACCCGCCAGUCGUUCGCGAGGGAUAGCCAUGAUAGCAAGUUUCCUGGCUUUCGCGUAUGUGCUACUGCCUCACAGUACUCGGCUCAUGACUAAAUUUAUGAGCGCAAAAUGUUCUCGGCUGUCGGUGUGCCCUUAAGCCCCAAUCAUUAUCGUGCAAAGACCAAAUUCAUAUGUUAUGUCUGUCUCUACAGUUACUUCGCUGACUCAUAAUCACCGUCUCAAUGUUUUUAUUCCAACAAAUGAGCAGUCAGUGCACUCGAAGACCUUGUAUGUAAUACACAUACGUGCAUCA